Phoenix dactylifera (date palm) is the source of this 1316-nucleotide messenger RNA. RefSeq names its product 3-oxo-5-alpha-steroid 4-dehydrogenase family protein. Gene Ontology annotation, biological process: lipid metabolic process. Lineage: Eukaryota; Viridiplantae; Streptophyta; Magnoliopsida; Arecales; Arecaceae. The record is from RefSeq and is a predicted model, not a curated record. Gene Ontology annotation, molecular function: oxidoreductase activity, acting on the CH-CH group of donors.
ACAUCAUUAGUCCUAGAAGCCAUUCGGUGCGGAAGGAAAAAAGCCCAGGGAGCAGCGAGGGCAGGAAGCCGUGAUGAUGCCGACGAUCUUGCCUAACUUUCUCUACCCACCCCCUCCGUCCCUUUUCCUCGCGGCCAUGUCCGUCAUCAGCUUCACCGCCCUCUCGUUGUCCGGCCUCUCCGAGGUCAGUGGCAAGCACCUCCAGUACUCCAAGUUCUGGAACGCCAACCCUCCCCCGCGCCCCAACCCCAUGCGGCUCUCCGGCCGGACCGGAAUGCUGCUGCUGUACUCGCCUGCUCUCGAGGCCGCCGUCGCCUCCUUCGCCGUUCCGGGCGUCGUCACCGGCAUGAGGUCCCAAUUGCUCAGCUUGGCUCUCAGCCUUCAUUUCUUCAAGAGAGUCUUCGAGGUCUUGUUUAUUCAUCAAUAUAGCGGGCAGAUGGUUCUUGACUCGGCUAUUUUAAUAUCCUCCAGUUAUUUCAUCAGCACUGUGAGCAUGAUUUAUGCUCAAUAUCUGACUCAGGGCAUUUCAGAACCGGCCAUCAAUUUGGAGUAUGCAGGGGUGGUGCUUUUUCUGGUAGGGAUCAUGGGUAACUUCUACCACCACUUCCUCCUCUCAAAGCUUAGGGUGAAGGGUGACAAGGGAUACAAAAUACCAAAGGGAGGUCUCUUUAAUUUGGUGAUCUGCCCUCAUUAUCUCUUUGAAAUCAUAGAUUUUGUGGGAGUUUCUUUGAUCUCUCCAACAGUGUAUGCGUGCUCUUUCACCUUGGGCACCAUCUUUUAUCUAAUGGGUAGGAGUUAUGCAACUAGAAAGUGGUACCUCUCCAAGUUCCAGAAUUUCCCUAAAAAUGUCAAGGCAUUGAUACCCUAUGUUUUCUAAGAAACUUAAGCUUGUGAUUCUAAUGAAUAGAAAUCACAAAGAAUAAGUGGUGAUAAUUAUCUUCAUGCUGUCGUAACAAAAAGACUUCCCGUGUGAGGAAAACCAAUCUGGUUAUCCAGAUGGUUCGGCGUGGAUUUCAUUGUCUAAAUCACUGAUGGCAUGAAUUGUAGCUGGAAACUCUAUAAAGCUGGAAGAUGUCUAAUCGUUGCCUGUGAAGCUUUGUUGUCGUCUACCAUAUUCAGAUGUGAGACUGUUAGUUUGUUAGAUGGAAACUCUGUAUCUGGGAAUAUGUUAUUUGUUUAGCAAGUUUGGAUUCAUAUCUGUUUUGCAUCCUUUUCCUUUUGUAUUGUUUUUAUUCUAUCAAGGAAGCAGAUUGGUUCUCCUAUGCAUUUUCUCAAAUAAAUAAAAUAAAUGAAAAUAAAUUUUGAUGUUGUUGGAA